This is a messenger RNA of Cetraspora pellucida, 164 nucleotides long. Lineage: Eukaryota; Fungi; Glomeromycota; Glomeromycetes; Diversisporales; Gigasporaceae. The record is from the annotation of a GenBank genome assembly.
ACCCAGACAAUCAAAAUGAACUUCUCGAAGUUCUUAUCAAAACUACUCUCGCUAUGAUUAUCGAAAUCAAUCUUGCUCUCGAAGUAGAGAUAAUUACAGAAAUAAAAGUCGGUCACAAGACAGAAACCACUAUAUAUUUGACUAAGUCCCUUUCUGAGAACAUA